AUGUAUGUAAAUACCUAUUUCUUUUCUUCAGACAGUUUACAUGAGCGCUUUCCCCAGCUUCCAGCGAGCGACAGUUUGGAAUGGGUGGAUUGUUACACUGGUUUUCAGUGCACAAAUCUAAAGGUUCCUCUCAAUUACUCCAGUCCGGAUAAUGAGACGAUUGUUCUCGCUAUCAUUCAAUACCCUUCGCCCCUUCCCGUGAACUCUACCGACUACAAAGGUCCACUCUUAUUCAACCCCGGCGGACCUGGUGGAAGUGGCGUUGAUUACGUGCUAGAGGCAGGUGCCCAAUAUUCGCAGAUGUUUCAGGAUCAGUAUGACAUUGUCGGCUUUGAUCCCCGUGGUGUCGCGCGGUCUACACGUGUAUCUUUCUACGAAACGGGUGCCGAGCGCGCUUUGUGGGAUUAUAACAUCUUGGUUGAGCUUCUGGGUCGCCCGGAUGGUAUUGAAAACGCUUGGGCGCAGGCUAUCAUUACUGGCCAGUUGGCUGGUGAACGAGAUAAUAACGGGUUAUUGGCACAUAUCAAUACCGAUCAGACUGCCCGUGAUAUGCUAAAAAUCACUGAAGCAUACGGACAAGAAAAGCUGCAAUAUUGGGGUUUCUCUUACGGCACUAUAUUGGGUGCGACCUUCGCUGCUAUGUUUCCUGACAAGAUUGAACGAAUGGUUCUGGAUGGCGUCGUUGACACAGAAAACUAUUAUGCCACGUUAUGGUCUGACAACUUGACGGAUUCUAACAAGACUUUGCAGGCGUUCUUCGACGGAUGCUAUCAAGCUGGUCCCGACGGGUGUCCUUUCUACGAUUCGAGUCCUGAUGCAAUAAAGCAGAACCUCGACAAUCUCUAUGAUACCAUUCGUGCUAGACCGCUUCCGGUUCGUUUGCCUACAGCCUAUGGCGUAGUCGACUACGCACGGCUGCGUUACGCGGUCUUCUCCUCUCUAUACAUACCACAGAGUAUAUACUGGACUCUGGCAAAAGGACUGUCAGAGUUGGCCCAAGGAAAUGGAGAGGGCAUCCUCAACUUGACCGCCCAUACCCCAUUCGAAUGCUCCUGUGACGAUCCUUCCGCAUUGCUCACAAGCUCUGUACAAGACUCCAUGAUCGCCGUUAUAUGCAACGACGGCUUACCCGUGCCUAGGGACGUGGAAUCCGCAGAAGCGUAUUAUGCAAAUCUUUCUGCUCAGUUUGAAUGGGCGAGUAUCUGGACUGGUGUUAGAAUCGGAUGCGCAGGAUGGCCAGAUUAUCCGAAAACCAAUUUCCGAGGUCCAUUCACGGGUAAUACAAGCUAUCCCAUCUUAUUCGUCGGUAACACAGCGGAUCCCGUCGCGCCUCUCGCUGCUGCCAAAAAGGUGGCUUCCGGUUUCGACGGCUCUGUCGUCCUAACCCAGGAUUCACCAGGGCACUGCUCGAUCUCUGCCAACUCGCCCUGCACACAGGGCUACAUCAGAGACUACUUCAUCAACGGGACGCUCCCGGAAUUAGACACCGUAUGCCCCAUCGUCGGUACCUUGUUUGACAACACAACUACCUCUGGUUGGUUGAAACGAGACCUUUCCGGGUUGGAUUCGGAAGAGCAAUUUUUGGAGGCGGUCAGACGAAUAAGCUAUUCGGCCAAGAUACCAACGACACCUUUGUCUCUCGUCCCAAAUUCUGGUUGCGCUUCCGCGGGACACUAA
Molecule: messenger RNA, 1677 nt
Organism: Desarmillaria tabescens
Lineage: Eukaryota; Fungi; Basidiomycota; Agaricomycetes; Agaricales; Physalacriaceae
Product: Alpha/Beta hydrolase protein
Exons: 11
Coding region: 1-1677 (558 amino acids)
Source: RefSeq, a predicted model, not a curated record